Physella acuta is the source of this 1873-nucleotide messenger RNA. RefSeq names its product 26S proteasome non-ATPase regulatory subunit 14. Gene Ontology annotation, molecular function: protein binding; metallopeptidase activity. The record is from RefSeq and is a predicted model, not a curated record. NCBI's taxonomy places the organism in Eukaryota, Metazoa, Mollusca, Gastropoda, Physidae.
GAACAAAUAUUGCAUAAAUACCGCUUCCUGUGAUUCAGUAGUUUUCGUUUUAUACAACAAAGCAUUUUGUCACUAGAUCCUUAGAUAAAAGAUGGAAAGGCUUCUGAGUCUUGGCAGUAGGGUUCAAGGUUUGGGUCAGGGUAGCCCUCCUACCGAUGCUCCAGUUGUUGAUACAGCAGAACAAGUUUACAUUUCAUCUCUUGCUCUGUUAAAGAUGUUAAAACAUGGACGAGCUGGUGUUCCGAUGGAAGUCAUGGGUUUGAUGUUGGGAGAAUUUGUUGAUGAUUACACUGUUCGUGUCAUAGAUGUCUUUGCAAUGCCACAGUCCGGGACUGGUGUGAGUGUAGAAGCUGUUGAUCCUGUGUUUCAAGCAAAAAUGUUAGACAUGUUGAAACAAACUGGAAGGCCUGAAAUGGUUGUCGGCUGGUACCACUCUCACCCUGGUUUUGGCUGCUGGCUGUCUGGUGUUGACAUUAACACACAGCAGAGUUUUGAGGCUUUGUCAGAACGAGCUGUCGCAGUUGUUGUUGACCCCAUUCAGAGUGUUAAAGGCAAAGUGGUAAUAGAUGCCUUCCGUCUUAUCAAUCCGAAUAUGAUGGUUUUAGGUCAAGAGCCAAGGCAAACUACGUCAAAUUUAGGACAUCUCAACAAACCUUCUAUUCAGGCACUUAUUCAUGGGUUAAAUCGACACUAUUAUUCCAUUGCAAUUAAUUACAGAAAGAAUGAGCUAGAGCAAAAGAUGUUACUGAAUCUCCACAAAAAAAGCUGGGUGGAUGGCCUCCAGCUGCAAGACUACAGUGAGCAUUGUUCACUCAAUGAGAAGACUGUUGGGGAUAUGUUAGAGCUGGCCAAAAACUACCACAAGGCAUUGGAGGAAGAGGAGACUAUGACCCCGGAACAGUUAGCUAUCAAGCAUGUUGGUAAGCAAGAUCCAAAGAGGCAUCUAGAAGAAGAAGUGAAUGUCAUCAUGACUAAGAACAUCGUCCAGUGUCUGGGGGCAAUGCUGCACACUGUUGUAUUCAAAUGAAGUUUUAUUUUAUAAUUUAAUGUUUUGCGUUGCUGGUGUUGACUGAGUGGUAACUCAGCAGAUUUGUAGCAGAAAUUUUUUACUUUGACAACAGUGGUACGCCUAACAUGUGGCUUAAAAAGUAUUUAGCGUUAUUUAAUUUUUAACCUUUGAAUAUCAUUGGAAUUGAUGAUAAACAAAAUGUUUAGACUAUACCAUAAUGAGAGGAAUUUAUAUUUAUAAAACUGGUCAGUUUUGGAAAUUUUUCAUAGUACAAUUCAGCAUUUGUGCUUAAAAUUAUAUGUACAGUAAAUUUAGUAGAAUUUCAGUUUUUAAAAAAUCAGUGUAUUUUUGUGGUUCUGGGAGUUGAGUGAUUUUUGUGGCUGUUAAUUUGCAUGAAAGAUGGUUGUUUGCCUGAUUUAUUACACAAAAGACUUAUCCCAAUAAUCACCAAAAAUUGUUAUGUUGGAAUGUCACUCCACUACAUCUAUCAUUGUUUACAACGCAUACACAUCUAACUAAACUCUUAUCCUGUGAUUUUUUUUAUAUUAAAUUUUAAUUUUUAAACUGUUUUCACACUGCUUAACUUUCUGCAAGUUAUUUUUUUAAACAUUUAAUUUAUAAAAGUAGUGUAAAUUGAGUUAGAUCUAUUUUAAAUAUUUAUGAAAUAGUAUGCAUACACUUCAAAAAAGUUUGUUGAAAAGUAAAAAGUGUGCUGUAUUUAUUUAGUUAGAUAAUUUAGCAACAUAAUACAACAUCAACUCUAAGCUGUAUUGUAACAUCUCAUGUCUAAAUGGAUUUGUUUGGGAAAUACCUGAUGCAUUGUUUUUUUUAUUAAAAAAAGUUUUUGGUUUCUAUCAUGAAUAA